GGUUUGAAUCCGACGAGUUUUGGCGGCAAGAGAACGCUGAGAACGGACGAAGACAAGUGCGAAUGCGAAGUAGCGAAGACGUGGACGGUGGACGACACUGGACGAUCAAAGACUGUCAAAGACGUCGUUCAAGAUGGAGAGAAGGGAGUCUUUGCGGAGGCUGUUUCAGGAUUUAGGCUGUAAAGUUGAGAGCGACGUCGUCCUCGAUAAGUGUUUUGAAUUCUGCGAGUCUUACGAUGUGGACGUGGAGAAGCUUACGGAGUUGUGGCUCACUUUUUGCGUCAAUAACAACACCGAUAUCGACCCCACCGUUGACACCUUGGUUAAGAUGGAACGCACGGUAUUGAAGGAUUACAACGUGCAUGACUCGACUAAGGAAGGUCAUGCCAAGCAAGAACCAAUUACAAAGGAAAAACACUUGAUGGCAAACCAAGUUGGUGAAAACGACGAUGUACUUAGCAUGUACGGCUGUGCUGAAAGUGGACCAUCAAAGCGCCCGCGAACAAGUCCCGAGGUAGAAAUCGAUGCGGAUGCACGAGCCGAUAAAGCGAGAGUUGCGGAAUACGCGUUUACACCAGCUAGCUGCGUCGAGAAUUCUAGCGCGCCAAGUCAUCGUAAUGUAACGGACAAGGGGAAGAUCUUGCUUUCCAUCGGCGAGACCGUCGCGUCUUGGAAGAGGACAAGCGAUUACGAUGUCCAAGUUACGAAAUCCGACGAGCCGCAUGUCCCUAGCGACGCGAGGUACAUGUACGAGAUCCUGUCGAAACAAGGACACCUUCUCACGUUUGUAUGCCAGAGUUUGGGCGGCAGACUGUUAAAGACGUGGUCGACGGCGGCGACCGGUAAUACCGGUAACACCGAGCUGCGUUACGUGAAGAACGUACGGAGCGUGAAUCAAACCAACUUUCGGACGUUCGGUCGCAUCAACCUGAAGAAAGAAUCCGCGAACACGGUGAUGCUGGAGGGUAGCACGAGGCGCAAGGGCGCCUCGGCGGCCGACACGAUCGAGCUGGACUUUCGCAGUCUGAAACAAUACUCGGUAUUCUCCGGUCAGAUCGUGGCAGUCGAGGCCGUGAAUCCAAUAGGCGACGCGUUAUACGUGAAGGAGAUAUUCGCGAAAUCGUACGCGCCGCUCGCGUCGACGCCGCGAAUCGAAUCGAGAGUCGAUAUCUUGAUCGCGGCGGGUCCGUUCACCGCGUCCAACAACGUGCAUUACCAGCCAUUGUGGGAUUUGAUGGAGAAGGUCGCGUCAGACGAACCGCAGGUCUUGAUACUGAUCGGGCCUUUCCUCGAAUACACGCAUCCCGAAAUACAGGACAAUCUCAUUAAGGAUACGCAUCAGGAACUAUUCGAGAAGAUUCUCACGAGAAUAAUGGAAUCGACGCGGAAGAGCACGCAGAUCGUGCUGGUAGCUUCUAAUCGCGACGCACAUCACGAACCUAUAUUCCCAACCCCUCAAUACGCAGUUUUCAAUCGGAAGUUGUUACAAAAUUAUUCCAACUUAAAGCUGAUGCCGGAUCCUUGUACGUUGGAUGUCGCGGGCUUGAAGAUCGGGAUCACGUCGGUCGACGUUAUCAAACAUAUCGGGAAAGAAGAAAUAUCCAAUGUGUCAGGUGAUAGACUUGGUCGCCUGGCUGAUCACGUGCUCGCUCAAACGUGUUUUUACCCCGUGUAUCCUCCGUCCGAGGAUCUGAACGUGGACACGGAGUUGUGGGAGAAAUACGCCUUUUUUGACCAGCAGCCGCACUUGUUGAUUUUACCAUCCGACAUGCGGUGUUACUGCAAAGUGAUCAACGAGUGCAUGAUUCUGAAUCCGGAGCGCGUGCACAAGCACGCUUAUGCGAGGCUGAGAGUGAAACCGACCCUCGGCGGUAAAUGGAGUUCCAAUAAUAUCUCGUGCGAGAUCGCCAGAGUCUGAUAGCUUCAAAGUAUAUUUCGAAAACAAUAUUUUGAACGAAUGUUAUAGGAUAUUCGAUGUGACAGUGGUCUCUCGCACCUUUUUAAGAAACAAAAAGUUAUAUUCUUAAAAACUUGAAAGAAAAUUCAAGAUUACUUUUCUAUUAAAGUUUUUCGGUUAAAUUAAACUAUUGUUGCGUCGAAUCCUUAAGUUGUCAAUUAAAAAGGAUGCCUAAUUAUCUGAGAAAUAUUUAUGUAACUUUAGUCAUCGAAUAGUCGAGUAUUUCAUACGGA
Molecule: messenger RNA, 2190 nt
Organism: Temnothorax curvispinosus
Lineage: Eukaryota; Metazoa; Arthropoda; Insecta; Hymenoptera; Formicidae
Gene: DNApol-alpha73
Product: DNA polymerase alpha subunit B
Exons: 7
Coding region: 134-1918 (594 amino acids)
Biological process (GO): DNA replication initiation; DNA replication
Cellular component (GO): alpha DNA polymerase:primase complex
Molecular function (GO): DNA binding
Source: RefSeq, a predicted model, not a curated record